CUUCCCUAUAUUAACACUCUUUUUUUCUUUCCAGAAUCAUUUAUAACAUUCAUAGUUUCAGUUCCUUCUGCAUUUCAUCUUUGACUGUUAGUUGAGUUCUUUCCCUGCCUCUUUGUGUUUGGUUUAAUGAUAUGAACAAGAGAUGUGAAUCUUGUCUUGAAUAGGAAACAUGAGAUCUUUAAGCAGUGUGGGACUUGCUCUAAGCAUAGUCUUUGGUUGCUUGCUACUAGCUCUUCUCGCAGAGCUCUAUUACUUGAUCUGGUGUAAGAAGAGGAGGAGUAAACCUCAUCUACGAAAUGACUAUUCUACCCCUGCAACCAGAAAGCUUCUCUUCGUCUUCUGUUGCAGCAGCACUAACCCUUCUCCUUCCUCGAGCCCUAAACCUAAUGAAACUUCACAGCAAUGUUUUACUUCUGAUGUGGUGGGUCCAGGGCUUGUGCCGAGGUUUCUGUUCACUAUCGUGGAAGAAACAGUAGAGGAAAUGGAAUCUGAAGAAGGUGUUUCCACGAAAGGAAAUAGUUUGAACGAUUUGUUUCUAAAUAUGGAAAGUGGUUCUUCUCCUCCGUAUCUCACUCCUCGUGCUUCUCCUUCGCUCUUUACGCCUCCUUACACUCCGUUAACAGAGUCUUGUAACGGCAGAAAAGAAGGUUUCUUCGAGUCAUCGACUGAUGCUGAGUUUAACAGGCUAGUGAGAUCAUCAUCACAUUCACCAACAUCAUCACCAUCGUCUUUGCCGAGAUUUAAGUUCUUGAGAGACGCAGAGGAGAAGCUUAACAAGAGGAAAGUGACGGAGAUCGCAGAAGCUGAAGAAGUCAGCAAAGGCUUAAACUGAUAAGAGUCAGAUUUUAAAGAUGAAGUUUCAACAAGAACAUAUUAGAAAAGUUUAUGGAUUAUUCAAAUCAAAUCAUGAUUUUAGAUAAAAGAAUCAAAGUUGUAGAUGAUUUACAUAACUUAGAAUUUCAAUAACAAAUUAAUGUUAGAAGAAAGAGAGAACAAAGAUGGACAUUGGAUUCGGUUUUUGUUUUUGUUUUUUUUUCUUUUCUUCAUAAUUGCCACACUGUUGUAGUUGACAUUUUAAGAAUAUGAUUAA
This is a messenger RNA of Brassica oleracea var. oleracea, 1090 nucleotides long. RefSeq lists its product as uncharacterized. The transcript has a single exon. The record is from RefSeq and is a predicted model, not a curated record. Lineage: Eukaryota; Viridiplantae; Streptophyta; Magnoliopsida; Brassicales; Brassicaceae. Bases 170 to 832 code for a protein of 220 amino acids.